Nerophis lumbriciformis (worm pipefish) is the source of this 1863-nucleotide messenger RNA. The record is from RefSeq and is a predicted model, not a curated record. Lineage: Eukaryota; Metazoa; Chordata; Actinopteri; Syngnathiformes; Syngnathidae.
AUGGCGACCACCGCUACGUCCACCCGGUUCACUGACGAGUACCAGCUGUACGAGGAGCUUGGGAAGGGAGCUUUUUCAGUGGUGCGCCGAUGUGUCAAGAAAUCUUCCGGGCAGGAAUACGCCGCCAAGAUCAUCAACACCAAGAAGCUUUCUGCACGAGACCACCAGAAACUGGAACGUGAGGCUCGCAUCUGCCGGCUGCUUAAACACCCCAACAUUGUGCGACUGCAUGACAGUAUUUCAGAAGAGGGCUUUCAUUACCUUGUCUUUGACCUGGUGACAGGAGGGGAGCUUUUUGAAGACAUCGUAGCCAGAGAGUACUACAGCGAGGCCGACGCCAGUCAUUGCAUUAGUCAGAUCUUGGAGAGUGUCAAUCAUAUCCACCAGCAUGAUAUUGUGCACAGAGACCUCAAGCCUGAGAACCUGUUGUUGGCCAGUAAAAUGAAGGGCGCUGCAGUUAAGCUGGCAGAUUUUGGUCUUGCUAUUGAGGUGCAGGGAGACCAGCAGGCUUGGUUCGGCUUUGCGGGCACGCCUGGCUAUUUGUCUCCAGAAGUCCUUCGGAAGGACCCGUAUGGCAAACCUGUGGACAUAUGGGCUUGUGGUGUUAUUCUCUAUAUAUUGUUAGUUGGAUAUCCUCCAUUCUGGGACGAAGAUCAGCACAAGCUCUAUCAACAGAUCAAAGCCGGGGCCUACGAUUUCCCCUCCCCUGAGUGGGACACAGUGACCCCCGAGGCGAAGAACCUGAUCAACCAGAUGUUGACUAUCAACCCGGCCAAGCGAAUCACUGCCGAGCAGGCUCUCAAGCACCCAUGGGUCUGCCACCGCUCCACAGUGGCUUCAAUGAUGCAUAGACAGGAAACUGUCGAGUGUCUCCGCAAGUUCAAUGCUCGCCGAAAACUCAAGGGAGCCAUCCUCACCACCAUGCUGGUGUCCAGAAACUUCUCAGUGGGCCGGCAGCAUACCAACUCUGCUGCUGCCGCCUCCUCCACUGCCUCACUGGCUCAGGAAGCAUGCAAAAGUUUACUCAACAAGAAAUCUGACUCUGCUAAGCCUUCCACCAACAACAGUAAGAACAGUAUAGUGAGUGCCAUCAAUGCCCUGAAAGACACCAACAUGGCGACCAACGCUCAGAUGGAAUCCCAAAGCACAGUGGUGCACAACCCUCCCGAUGGCGUCAAGGGGUCAACUGAGAGCAAUGCCACAAAUGAUGAGGAAGAAAUGAAAGGUAGGCAAUCGGACAGUUCAGCGCUGAGUCUGUGCAGCGCCACCGAGGAGAUGCCCCCACUUCUGCCCUCACCUCAAAGCUCACCUGCCAUACCACCGCAUGAUGUAAAGCGCAUGGCUUGGAACAGCUCGGGUAAUGGCGACUGUGAUCAGUCCUGUCCGCCCGCCGCCGCCAACACCGCUGCUCCUGUAGGGGGCAACAACUCUGCCGCUGCUAAAUGCAACGUUAAGCAGACCCGCAAACAGGAGAUCAUCAAGAUCACCGAGCAGCUCAUUGAAGCCAUUAACAACGGCGACUUUGAAGCCUACACGAGGAUUUGCGAUCCUGGGCUCACUUCCUUCGAACCUGAGGCUUUGGGCAACCUGGUUGAGGGCAUGGACUUUCACAAGUUCUACUUUGAAAACUUGCUGAGCAAGAACAACAAGCCGGUGCACACAACCCUGCUCAACCCGCACGUGCACCUGAUCGGCGAGGACGCGGCAUGCAUCGCGUACAUUCGCCUCACGCAGUUCGUAGACUCCGGCGGCCGCCCGCGCUCCAGCCAAUCGGAGGAAACCCGCGUUUGGCACCGCCGCGACGGCAAGUGGCUCAACGUUCACUUCCACUGCUCGGGAGCGCCCGCCGCGCCACUACAGUGA